Messenger RNA from Antechinus flavipes (yellow-footed antechinus), 1544 nucleotides. RefSeq names its product acidic mammalian chitinase. The record is from RefSeq and is a predicted model, not a curated record. Gene Ontology annotation, molecular function: chitinase activity; chitin binding. Gene Ontology annotation, cellular component: extracellular region. The transcript has 11 exons. NCBI's taxonomy places the organism in Eukaryota, Metazoa, Chordata, Mammalia, Dasyuromorphia, Dasyuridae. Bases 35 to 1468 code for a protein of 477 amino acids. Gene Ontology annotation, biological process: carbohydrate metabolic process; chitin catabolic process.
ACCAACCCCUGCUAGAUCAGUACAGACAGCAGUCAUGGCAAAAUCCAUCCUCCUCACUGGUCUGGCCCUUGUGCUGCUAGCUCAGCUGGGCUCUGCUUACCACCUGACAUGCUACUUCACCAACUGGGCCCAGUACCGGCCAGGCCUGGGGCGCUUCAAGCCAGAGAACAUCGACCCCUGCCUCUGCACUCACCUGAUCUACGCAUUUGCGGGGAUGAGAAACAAUGAGAUCACCACAAUCGAGUGGAACGACGUCACCCUCUACAAAUCCUUCAACGGUCUGAAAAACCAGAACAGUGAACUGAAGACUCUCCUGGCCAUCGGAGGCUGGAACUUCGGAACUGCCCCAUUCACUACCAUGGUUUCCACUCCUGAGAACCGCCAGACCUUCAUCAAAUCCGUCAUCAAAUUUCUGCGCCAGUAUGAGUUUGAUGGGCUGGACUUUGACUGGGAAUACCCUGGGUCUCGUGGCAGCCCUCCUCAGGACAAGAACCUCUUCACUGUGCUGGUCAAGGAAAUGCGUGAAGCCUUUGAGCAGGAAGCCAAGCAGAUCAACAAACCCAGGCUGAUGGUCACUGCUGCCGUGGCCGCCGGCAUCUCCAACAUCGAGUCUGGCUACGACAUCCCCCAGCUCUCUCAGUAUCUGGACUUCAUCCAUGUCAUGACCUACGACCUCCAUGGCUCCUGGGAGGGUUACACUGGAGAGAACAGCCCCCUGUACAAAAACCCCAGUGAUACUGGCAGCAAUGCUUACCUCAAUGUGGAUUACGCCAUGAACUAUUGGAAAAACAAUGGCGCCCCAGCUGAGAAGCUCAUUGUUGGAUUCCCAUCUUAUGGACACACCUUCAUCUUGAGCAAUCCCUCUGAAACUGGCAUUGGUGCCCCUACUUCUGGCCCUGGUCCUGCUGGGCCCUACACCAGGCAAUCUGGCUUCUGGGCUUACUAUGAGAUCUGCCCCUUCCUGAAGGACGGUGCUACUGAGGUGUGGGAGGCUUCUGAGGAUGUGCCCUAUGCUUACAAAGGAAAUGAGUGGGUUGGUUAUGACAACCCCAAGAGCUUCCAAAUCAAGGCUGAGUGGCUGAAGAAGAAUAACUUUGGAGGAGCCAUGGUCUGGGCUAUUGAUCUGGAUGACUUCACUGGGACUUUCUGUAACCAAGGAAAAUACCCCCUGAUCAGCACCCUGAAGAAAGCCCUGGGUCUGGAGAGUGCAAGCUGUACGGCCCCGGCCCAACCCAUCGCUCCCAUCACCUCGGCUCCCAGCAGCGGCGGCAGCGGAAGCUCGGGCGGCAGCGGUUCCGGAAGCAGCUCCGGGGGCAGCGGCUUCUGCGCCGGCAAAGCGGACGGUCUCUACCCCGUGGCCAACAACCGGAACGCCUUCUGGCACUGUCUGAACGGCAACACCUACGAGCAGUACUGCCAGGCUGGGCUGGUCUUUGAUCCCAGCUGCGAGUGCUGCAACUGGCCAUAAGCUUCCCUUCCUUCCCCCAUCCUGCUCUUUGCCUAUCCUGUGCCUAUAAUUCGACAAUAAAAGUCCGCAAUGAGAA